This is a messenger RNA of Didymodactylos carnosus, 333 nucleotides long. Lineage: Eukaryota; Metazoa; Rotifera; Eurotatoria; Philodinida; Philodinidae. The record is from the annotation of a GenBank genome assembly.
AUGAGACGAGAUUUAAAUACACCAUGCCUACCAACAGAUACUUUAUUUCAUCAGUUUAUUCGAGAGACGCAUCAUCACCUGUCUAUUAAUCAUCCCCAGCAGCGUCAUAAUAAUGACUAUCAGACGACUGGAAUGAAAUUAGUAGCCACAUAUCCAAAAUUAGAAUCAAAACAAACACGUACAUCUUGGAUCGCGCAUGAUUUUACUGGCAUUGUAAAAAAUUCAGAACAAACACUGGUGUAUGCAAUGAGGGAAGUGUUAGAAAAACUAACAACUCAUUCCAGUAAUCAACUUGGUCGAUCGGUACGGGGUAACUGGAAAGAAACGAAAUAA